CGAGGUCGACCCGGCGCCUGCGCGAGGCGUUCCGGAAGUGACGUUGCUGAAGAGGCGCCUGGGGCCGAGCUAUGGCCCAUCAGGGAGUGGAACGGCCGUCUGAGGAAACACUGUCACUCUGGAAACGAGAGCAAGCCCGGCUGAAGGCCCGCGUCGUAGACUGGGACACGGAGGCGUGGCAGCGGGACCCGGACUUUUCGGGUCUGCUGAGAGUCGGGGGCGUGGACGUGUCCUUUGUGAAAGGGGACAGUGUCAACGCGUGCGCCUCCCUGGUGGUGCUCAGCUACCCAGAGCUCGAGGUGGUGUACGAGGAGUGCCGCGUGGUGGACCUGACGGCCCCCUACGUGUCGGGCUUCCUGGCCUUCCGAGAGGUGCCCUUCCUGGUGGAGGCUGUGAAGCAGCUGCGGGCGAAGGAGCCAGGCCUCUUGCCCCAGGUUCUUCUCGUGGAUGGAAAUGGGCUGUUACACCACCGAGGCUUCGGGGUGGCCUGCCACCUGGGCGUCCUCAUAGACCUGCCCUGCAUCGGAGUGGCCAAAAAGCUCCUGCAGGUGGACGGCCUGGAGAAGAAUGACCUGCACAAGGAGAAGGUACAACUCCUGCAGGCUGGAGGUGACACAUUUCCUCUGGUGGGGGACUCUGGGAUCGUUCUGGGAGUGGCCCUGAAGAGCCACGACCACAGCACCAACCCCCUCUAUAUCUCUGUGGGCCACAAGAUAAGCUUGGAGACUGCUGUGCGCCUGACCCGAGCCUGCUGCAGGUUUCGGAUCCCAGAGCCCGUGCGCCAGGCUGAUAUCCGCUCCCGUGAGUACAUCCGCAGGACCCUGGAGCUCGCCUCACCCCCUGCACUGGGGAGGGAGAGAACAGCCUUGCGGUGGGACAGGAGCCCCAUCCCGUCUUAUAGGAUUCAGAAAGUGAAGAGGCCAGAGGUGUGCCCCCAACGAUACUCGGGAGAGCCCGCCAGUGAGGGCAGGCCUCCCGAGGACCACAGCCCAGGCCCUGGGGCAGAUCUGGAUGCUCCAACCCAGGCACCCUGAGACAGCGGGCCGCAGGCUGUUGGCCAAGCAGAGCUGGAUGCCAUGAAGACUCAGAGGUACCCCACGCUGGCCUCCAGGAGCGUGACAGGCACUGAGGGGGACUCGUCUUGGAGGCUGCAGGGAGCUUCAGACCCACAGCAGCAGGUAGGGGGCCUGGCCCCACGGUCAUGCCAAGAGACUACUGCAGCAGACACAGCCCCUCCUGCUCCGGCCACGUGUGGCUGUGUGGCCAUGGUGCCUUGAAGUCUAUAGUGUUCAGAGAAGACAGAUUGCCACAAGGCACAGCUCCAAGCCGAGAGCUUAUGAGGCUACUUCCCCUGGAACACGGGAGGAUGAGGGGCUCAUCUCUGGCCAGCCCCACUGACCCUGCCUCUGCACUGACCAGUGCGGGAUCUGUGCCAGGUGACCAGACCUCCAGCCCCCACCAGCUGUGUGUCCUGUCCCCCAGCCAUCUGGCCAUCCUCCAGGCUGCUGUGAAUCCACAGUGAGGGGCUGAGGGAGUGCAUAGUCUGGGGGCUCCCUGCAGAGGGACUGCCAGGUGGGGACAAAGGGGCAGGAUGGUUGCCAGAUGGUGUGCUGAGGGCUCUGCUGCCCAGCCUGGGGCAGGGGGAGUCCCACACAGCAGCCAGGUGAGGCCCAAACCUCCACUGGGGCGCAGCUCCUCUGUGCCUUCUGGCCUCCUCAUCCGAGGCCACUCUAGUGGGGCAGCAGCUCGGCCCUGUCCCUGACUCGGGCCCCUCCUGGCAGCGACCUCACCUCAUAGGGUGGGCUGGAAGAAGUCCCAUGGAGGCAGGGGACAAGGGCAGCCCAGCCUCUGCCAUGAGCCGGUCCUCAGGGGACUUCCCUCACCCGUCGGCUCUCCCGAGCCUCCUUGGGGGCACACCUCUGGCCUCUUCGCCUUCUGGAUCCUGGUAAUAAAAGUCAAGAAAGGGGACCCGGGUUCUACCCUCGGUCACCAGAGCCAGCAACAGCAGAGUCUCCCGAGGCCUCCCUCUGUGCCCUUCCCGGCAGGCAGGUUCCAGUGUGUUCUGCAGGUGCCCCCUCAAGUGCCUGCCUCCUGGCCACUGGUUCUUUCUGGUGCCCCCUCACCUCCGUCUCUCACCUGGGCAUCUUCUCACCACCCCCACCCCCCAGCCCUGAGACUCCAAGAGAUCACGCCCUGCUUGCGAAAGCUGGGGUUCAUGGGGAGCCCCAGAUACCCCCUCUCUGCCCCUCCACACCUUGAUCCUCCCCAGAGGGACCCUAGGCUAAGAAUCUGCACCCAGCAACUGGCUCUGCGCUGACCUUUACCCCCGCAGGCCUAAGUCUCCCCUGCUUCAGGCGCUCCACAGUCCGUCGGGCCAGCAGGCCCUGCCACAACUCCCCAGCUCGAAGAGAAGGGUCAGUGGGCUCCUGGGUGCAGUGUCUCAGGUCUGCCCAUCGGCAAGGACAGGCCAUGCCAGCCCCUUGCCCCCAAGGCUCUUGGGGCACCCUCAGGGGUAUGCAGGGGCUAUAGGGAUGGGCCCAGGCUUGGGCAGGAGGAGAGAAAGGUGCCAAAUGAAAUCUGUCCAGCUGCAGUGCCAGCCAAUGCCAAGCUGGAAUGCUCGGCUAGGAGGGCAGCUCCCCAGCACAGCAGUGGCCACUCCCUGCUGCAGAGGCUCCAUCUGAGGAUGGAGGGCGCCACCACACGUGGGGCCCAGACUUACUGGCUGCAACUGGUGAAACUGUUGGGGUCCCCGGCAAACCUGCACGCGUGGGACUGAGGUCCGCCUUGGGAGAGAGUCCAGGAAAGCAUGGGAUGGGACUCAGAGCCAGGACAGACUGCCACUCCCAACCCACCCACCUCCUGGGGUUUGGGUGAAAUGGACAUGAGGACCUGCCCAGCGAUAGACACGUGGUCCGUUCUCAAUGAAUGGAGAGCAGUGGGAGCCCAGCACCAUGCUGGACCUAGGGACAGAAGGGACAGCCCAACCGUCCAGCAUCUGUCACGUGGAUUCACCCCCUGGCUGGGCCCCCCACACAGUCCUGCUGCACACAAGGGAACCGAGCCAUCCAUGAAAGCCCCGCAGAACCGUCUCACUAACACCUGCAUGUCCCUGGGCACAGGCAGUGAAGGGCAGGGCUCCGCCUGGGUCUUGGGUCCCACCUCAACCAGCACAGCCACAGUCCUGGGGGUCCAUGGGGUGGGGGAGCGAGGGCCCGGCAGUCCUGUGUCAUUGCUGCAUGCAGACUCAUUCACACCCACCUCCCCCACCACUCACCCCCAGAUCCACACAGCCCUGGGGUAGAGAGAGGGUCUGCAUCAGGAGCACCCACAUCCCAAGCAGGGAACAGGGCAGUCACAAGGGGGUUCCACAGGGAGCUGGCAGGGGGUGGUGGCUCCCGGUGACCCCACCAGUGCCCAGGUUUCAAUCCACUCCCACUCCACCUCCCCCAGUGCUCACAUGGCAGGGCCCCAGGCAGCGCUGGGUCCAGCACGUCACCCUGCCGCCGACUUCACCCCCCCAAAGUUCCUCACUCCCCACACUCACCUGGCACCCCACAGCAGCCAGGGCUGGAGGACUCACAGCUGGCCCUGCACCUACCCUCUCCAUUCCUUCCAGAUCCUUCCCUGCCAGGGACCCAUCAGGCUCAGGACCUAGGGUGCAGGUGGAACUGGGAGCAGGAUCAACCAUUUUAGACCUCUGAAGGUGGGCCCAGCUGACUUUGGGCAAGACGCAUGAACCAAGCUCGGAAGCUUGAUCCCUCGUGAAUGGUAACUGGCCUACCUCACAGAUAGCCGGGAAGUGGGUGAGGGUGUGCGCCAGGCUAGCACGAAGCCCGGAAGCCCUGGAUAAAGGGUUACCAAAAGUUUGGGAACGUGGGGGCCCUCGGAGGCUGGACAGAUGGCCUACGCUCUGCAAGGCCACUCCAACUUUAGCCGAGAAGGAAGAAACCAGAGGUGGGGCAGUUCUUACCUCCUCCCAGGCUCCCACAAGCCAGAGAGUUCAGAGCUCAGGGCUGUGCCUUCCCUUCCACACCUGCCCCAGUACAGGAGAGCACGGGGGCAUUGGGGGUAAGGUCCACACAGCUUGGUACACAGUAGACCCACCUAAGACUGGCUCACUGCGAUGCUUUGAGAAACGCAGCCGCUUCAACCCUAGGGCCCGGCUCUCUCUCUAAGGGACAGACAGGGUGGUCAUGGCCCUCAUGGGGACUCUACUUUAAUGGCACCUCGGUGACCACGGGGCUCAGAGUGGCCUCUCCUGGCUGAGGGCAUAACUGGAAGUGGACUGUGUUCUUUCCUGUAGGGGGCUAGAGGCAGAGGGACCUCCCACUUCCCCCACCCCCACCCCCAGUUAAGAGCAGGCCAGAGCCUGGAAAUAAGCUUGAGACAACCUAUGUGUCAGUGGGGUUUUUUUUUUUUAAUUGACAUAAAAUUCACAUAACAAAAUUUUCUAUUUCAACCAUCUUAAAGUAUACAUUUCAGUUUUUAGUAUAUUCACAAUGCGCAACUAUUAAAAAAAAAAAACCUACAGCCCUCUCGGUGAUUCCGGCUCAUAGCAACCCUGUAGGACAGGGUAGAACUGCCCCAUAGGGUUUCCAAGGCUGUAAAUCUUUACAGAAGCAGACUGCCACAUCUUUCCCCCAGAGAGCCACUGGUAGCUUUGAACCAUUGACCUUUCGGUUAGCAGCCGAGUGCUUUAACCAUUAUCUAAAUCCAGAACAUUUUCAUCACCCAAAAAGAAAGCCCAUACCCCUCAGCAGUCACUCCCUACUCGCCCAUAUCUCCAGCCCCUGGCAACCACUGUUGCGCUUUCGGUCUGUGGAUUUGCCUAUUCUGGACAUUUCGUAUAAGUGGAUCACAAUAUACGGCCUUACGUGCUUAGCUUCUUCACUCGGCAUAAUGUUUUCAAGGUUCAUCCAUGUUGUGGCAUGUAUCCCAAUGUCAUUCCUUUUUGUAACUGAAUGAUAUUCUACUAUAUGGAUAUACCACAUUUUGUUUAUCCAUCUAUCUGUUGAUGAACAUUUUAGUGAGUUUCUAAUUUUUGUGUAUUGUGAAUAAUGUUGCAGUGAACAUUUGUAUACGAUUUUUUGUGUGAACUUAUAUUUUCAGUUCUCUUGGGUGUAUACAUAGGAGAGGGCUUGCUGAGCCAUCUGACAAUUCUAUGUUAUCUUUUUGAGGAACUGUCCAACUAUGUUCCACAGCAGCUGCACCAUUUUACAUUCUCCCCAGCAAUGCACAAGUGUUCCUAUUUCUGCACGUAACUUGUUACGGGUCUCUCUUAUUAUAGCCAUCCUGGUGAAUAGGAAGUGGUAUCUCAUUGUAGUUUUGAUUUGCUUUUCUCUAAUGACUAAUGAUGUUUUGUAUCUUUUCAUGUGCUUAUUGGCCAUAUGUAUAUGUUUUUUGGAGGACUGUCUAGUUAAAUUCUUUGCCAAUUUUUAAAUUGUGUUUUUUGUCUUUUUGUUGUUGUAGGAGUUUUUUAUGUAUUAUGGAUACAAAUUACUUAUCAAAGAUAUGAUUUGUAAAUAUUUCCUCCCAUUAUGUGGAUUGUGUUUUGACUUUCUUGAUAGCGUCCUUUGAUGCAGAAAAACUUUUUUGUUUUUUGUUUUGUUUUGUUUUGUUUUAAUUUUGAUGGUCUAGCUUAUCUAAUUUUUCUUUUGUUGUUUGUGCUCUUGUUUUCAUGUUUAAGAAACUGUUGCUUAAUCUAAGGUUGAGAUUAAGUUUCCUUCUAGGGUUUUUAUAGUUUUAUAAGAUUUUAUAGUUUUAAACAUUUAGAUCAUUGGUCCACUUUAAGUUGAUUUUUGUAUAUGGUGUGAGGUAGGGGUUCAGACUCAUUCUUUUGCAUGUGGAUAUCCAGUUGUCCCAGCACUAUUUUCCCCACUGAAUAGUUUUGGCACCCUUAUCUAAACUCAAUUGGCCACAUAUGUAUGGGUUUAUUUCUGGACUCUCAAUUUUAUUCCAUUGGCCUAUAUGUCUGUGCAGAUUCUAGGACCACAUGGUUUUGAUGGCUGAAGUUUUGUAGUCAGUUUUGAAAUAGGAACAUGUGAGCCCGCCAACUUUUUUAUUUUUCAAACUUGUUUCAGCUAUGUGGGGCCCCUUGCAAUUCCAUAUGAAUUUUAGGAUCAGCUUAUCCAUUUGUACAAAAAAAGGCCACUGGGUUUUUUUGUUUGCCUUUUUGUACUUUAGGUGAAGGCUUACGUAACAAACUAGUUUCUCAUUAAACAGUUAAUACACAUAUUGUUUUAUGAUAUUGGUUAACAACCCCACAUGUCAACACUCUCGCUCCUCAACCUUCGGUUCCCUAUUACCACCUUUCCUGUCCCCUCCUGCCUUUGAGUCUUUGCCCCUGGGCUGUUGUACCCCUUUAGUCUUGUUUUGUUUUAUGGGCCUGUCUAGUCUUUGGCUGAAGGGUGAACCUUGGGAGUGACUUCAUUACUGAGCUAAAUGGGUGUUUGGGGGCCAUACUCUCAGGGUUUCUCCAGUUUCUGUCAGGCCAGCAAGUCUGGUCUUUUUUGUGUGUGUGAGUUAGAAGUUUCUACAUUUUUCUUCAGCUCUGUCUAGGACCCUUUAUUGUGAUCCCUGUCAGAGCAGUCAUUGGGGGUAGCCAGGCACCAUCUAGUUGUACUGGACUCAGUCUGGUGGAGGCCAUGGUAGUUGUGGUCCAUUAGUCAUUUGGACUAAUCUUUCCAUUGUAUCUUUAGUUUUCUUCAUUCUCCCUUGCUCCCAAAGGGGUGAGACCAGUGGAGUAUCUUAGAUGGCUGUUCACAGGCUACUAAGACCCGAGACACUGCUCACCAAAGUUAGAAUGUAGAACAUUUUCUUCAUAAACUGUGUUAUGCCAAUUGAGCUAGAUGUUCCCAGAGACCAUGGUCAGCCGCUGGGAUUUUGGUAGGGAUUGCUUUGAAUUUGCAGAUCAGUUUGAGGAGUAUUGUCAUCUUAACAACGUUAAGUCUGCCAAUCCAUGAACUUAGGAGGUCUUUCCAUUUAUUUAGACCUUCUUUAAUUUCUUUCAACAAUAUUUGUAGUUUUCAGUGUGCAAGUCUUGGACUCCCUUGGUUAAAUUUAUUAAAUAUUUUAUUCUUUUUGAUGCUCUCAUAAAUUGGAUUGUUUUCUUAAUUUCCUUUUCCAAUUAUUUUGUAUAUUGAUUUUUUCUCCUGCAACUUUGGUGAACUGAUUUAUUAGCGCUAAUAGAUUUUGCAUGGAUUCUUUAGGGUUUUCUAUAUAUAAGAUCUUGCCAUCUGUGAAUAGAGAUAGAUUUACUUUUUCAUUUCCAGUCUGGAUGACUUUUAUUUAUUUAUUUUCUUGCCUAAUUGCUCUGGCUAGAACUUCAAUACACUGUUGAAUAGAAGUGGCGAGAGUGAACAUCCUUGUCUUGUUCCUGAUCUUAAGGGGAAAGCUGUCAGUCUUUCAUCAUUAAUUAUGAUGUUAGCUGUGGGUUUUUCAUAGUUGCCCUUUAUCAGCUUGAAAGUGUUCCCUGUAUUCCUAGUUUGUUGAAUUUUUUUAUUUUAAUCAUGAAAGGGUGUUGAAUUUUGUCACAUGCUUUUUAUGCAUCUAUUGCGAUGAUCAGGGUUUUUUUCUUUCGUUCUACUAAUAUGGGGUAGUACACUGAUUUCUUUUCAGAUCUUGGACCACCUUUGCAUGUCUUGUUAAACCCCACCUGGUCGUGGUGUAUAACCCUUUACUAUGCUUCUGGAUUUGACUUGCUAGUAUCUUGUUGAGGAUUUUUAAAAUCUGUAUCCAUGAGGAAUUUGGUCUUUAGUUUUCUUAUGAAGUCUUUGUGUGGCUUUGAUGUAAGGGUAAUAUUGGCCUCAUAGGAUGACUUAGGAAGUGUCCCCCCUCUUUUUUCAGGGGGGAGAGUUUGAGAAAGAUUGGUGCUCAUUAUUUUUUUUAACAUUUGGUAAAAUUCACAAGUGAAGCCAUCUGGCCCUGGGCUCUUCUUGGUUGGAAGUUUUUUUUUUUUUUUUUAAUUAUGAUAAAAUAUAUAACAAAACACUUGUCAUUUCAAAGAUUUUUUUUUAACUGUGGUAAACAUAUGUAUCAGAUUAUUUGACAUUUCAACAGUCUAUUGGAAGUUUUCUUUAUUACUGACUCAAUCUCUUUGUUAUAGGUCUAUUCAGAUUGUCUGUUUCUUCUUUAGUCGGUUUGGGUAGCUUGUGAGUUCCUAGAAGUUUUUCCAUUUCAUCUAGGUUGUCCAAUUUCUUGACAUACAAUUUUUCAUAAUAUUCACUUUUUAUUUCUGUAAGGUCAGUGGUAAUAUCCCUGCUUUCAUUUCUGUUUUUAGUAAUUUAAGUCUUCUUUGCUUGGUCAUUCUAGCUUACGAGUGUUUUUUAGGAGUCUUCCCUCUUUUUUUUUUUUUCUAUCCCCAUGAUGUCCAGCUAUGACCGUGGCUCAGAGGAGGGAGUAGGAGAGCAGGUCCAGUGGAGAGGACUCUCCCUUCCCCCAAGCAGGAAGAUUCACAGAGGGUCAGGGCAGAAACUACAUCUGCCUUUAAGAGCUUCCGGGCUCUCCCCAAAAGACAGCCCCCGCCCAGGCCUGGUAUGGGCCACUCAGACACUAAGUAUAACCCCACUCAUUCCUCAGGUAGGGGCCUGACUUCCAACAGAAGUUAGUGUCUAACCCAAGACCGGCUGCCCUGAUGGACUACGGAAGCUUUGUGGUAGAGUUAGGGUUUAAGCUGGCAUGGAGGGAUGGGAGUCUGAGUCUUAAAGGGACCUGGAGUUUAGGGAAAAACCUCAAGGAUAAGAACUCGUGACAAUGUGGAGUGGCAGGCCCCGUGCCAAGACGCCCAUGCCUUGUCUCGCCUCAUGUCCACAUUAGUGCCCUUUUAGAGGGGAGGAGAUGAAAAGAGGGCAUUUUCGUAGUGUCCCAGAGACCCUGGCCCACCACAAGGCAGGAGGGAGUGCAGCCCAGGUAUACACGGGAAAGCUGGGAGGGGCCGGGCUGAGGGGAGUGGGGCAUGUGAGUCUGAAGGGGGUGGCCAAGCUGCAGAAGUUAGGGCCAGGGGCAGCCAGGAUGGGAGGAUCCAGGGUAGGCAGCCAGACAUAGGUAGGGACUGGCAGGGGUACAGAAACAACUGGAGGCAGCGGGGGUGGGGCCUAGGGCCCCACAGCGUGGAAGGCAGGAUCCCGAGGUACCCGUAUCCUGUACCCACUCCAGACCCCUCUGGCUGCACGUGGGCUAACCUGGGCCCUGGUGGGAGGCAAGAGAACAGUGGGAUGGGGAAGAAGCAGGCCAGGUCUGCGGGCUCUUGGCCUCUGGCCCCUGAUGCAGAGGGGCGUGCUAGGGAAUAGGGCCCCACACCCCCACCCACCCUGCCUGGGAUCUCCCACCCCACAAGCCCCUAAGUGCAGUGGCAUCUCAGCUCCUUCCCACAGAACCUUAAAAAUAGGGCUGCGAUGAUGCCCGUUUUCACAGACCACAGCCUGCACUGGAGCUAAGAAUAACCCCUGAACUCCUUAAUAAUUCAAGCUGGACCCAAAUAGACUUUCCUGUUAACCUGCCUCUGUGCCCCUACCCCUACCCCAGGGCCUGCCCUGCCUGAGAGAGGCUUCAAGGGAGUGGGCUGGCCUGGGGCAUUGGGGGUCAAUCCCAGGCACCGUGCUGGAGCCACACUCCCCCAGGGCAGCCUGCUCACAAGGACCCUGCCCACCUACCCUCUCCUCUCGUGUAAAAUCCAGAAUGGGAAUGAAGGACACCCAGACCUACAUGUUCUCCAAGGCCAGGCCUGGGAGGCCCAGCUGGUGGUCCUAGCUGUCUCCAGCCCCGCCCUCCUUCAGCCAUGGGCAUUGGGCUAUUCAACCCCGGGUUUGAGCUGGCUCCCUUGGCCCCUUCGCCCACACCUCACCCGAGCCACACACACCCACCUAGGCUCUGGGGUCCCAACUCUCCAAGCCCAGGACCUGGGCUCCAGGGGAGGACUGCCCCCUACGCCCCCCUUCUCCAGCCUCUCAGGCCCCAGUCACUGGUAUACACACAGCUCCUCAGGCUGUGUUCCUGCUUCCUAGGGAGGGUCCCUGAAGGGGUCCCUGGGGCUCUGUGGCCUGGUAGGAACAGCUGGGAUGGGAAGCGGGCCAUGGGUUCCAGCCCACAACAUCUGCACUGGAUGCUGUGUGCUUAGGUGAGUUAAUGCACCUCUUGGCACCUCUGUCCUCACUUCUGGGCUUUGUGAGGAUCCGUGUCUCUAGAACAAACUGGGUGUUAGGAGCAGGAGGGGAACCUUGGUCAGGGGCCCAGAGACCAGGGUACCCUCCUCUCAGGGGCAGUGCCCAGGCUGCAGACCCCACUUACGUGCCCCAGUCGUCUGGGCUCCAGUCCUGCAGGGCAAGUGAGGAGCUGGGGGUGCGACCAGGAAGCACUUGGGGAGGCUGCACUUGCUGGGGGCCCUUACCAGCCUGGCCCACCCACCCUGGAGCAGCCCAGCCCCAGCAGGCCUGCCGCAUUGCCCCCAGCCAGGCCCUGCGUGGAGUUUUACCAAAUUACUAAAGCAUCAGCGGGCGGCAGCACUGACAUCCAAAUGAAUAGCAAGCAGGGUAAUUAGGCGAGGUGUGACAGAAAGAUGGAGCAUGACCUGCUAUCCCUGGUUCACCUCCCCAGAAGCAGGAAACCCUCUCUAACUUAGUUCCCUGCGGCUGUGGGCAAAGGUCCAUCUUCUUGUCUUCUCCUCCAGGUGAGGGCCAGGGGCAGUGGGCUGGAAGGUGGGGGGUGCAGGCUAGAAGAACCAGGGCAUGGCUGCUGCCUGGGGCCAGCAGCAGGGCCUGCUGGCAGCCUCCUGGGCAGGGCUGGGCUGCAUUUCCCAGCCUGGGCAGCCCCCUCCCCACUUUCUGGUGCCCCCCCCACCAUGGACAGAACCCACAGGGAAGAAUAAGGGGAGUGUGCAGGGGAAGAUGGGUGCCAUACUAGUGGAGAGAGGGUAGGGUGGGGACCAGAUUGGCAACUGGACCUAGAGCAACUGAGAGAAAGGGAAGGAGGGGAGUGGCAGGUAGGCCAUUGUGGGGCAGGGGACACAGACCCAGACUUGAGGUCAUUGGCUGGCCUGGGUGCACACUGCUCUGGGAAGGGGAGGCAGCCACUGGGCGUGGUACAGGGGCCUGACAGGAAAGCGGGAGUAGGGAGCAGGUUGGGUGGUGGUGUUUUAGUUAUUUAAACUUCACUUGUAUUUUUUAUCAAAGUCCUAACUGUACGUAGUUUACAUAAUCAAAUAGUUCUUCAAAACUCGUAAUGUGAACAGCAGUUCCUUACCCACCCACCCUCUCCUCUCUUCUCAGAGGCACACGUCCCUAUUAGUCUGCCUGUUUCUUUGGUAUUUACUGGUAAGUGAUACACUAAUGUUGGGUUUUCUCCGUUUUAGCCCUUACCCACUGCCUUCACACUCCUGGGGGCUGAGAGUUUGGUUUGUUCUCUUAUACACAGCCCCUCUCACACACUCACACCCUUUCCUUCCACCCAUCCUCCCACUUUAUUGGUUGAAUCAGAAUUCAAUAUAUACGCUAUUAUUUCUUUGCUUAUCCUGUUCACAGCUGAGUAAUGUAAUGUAAUUACAUUUCUUUUCUUGUACAACCUCUUGUUUUUCCUGGACUUAAUGAUCGCCUCAUUUUUGGGGGGGGGGUGGAGAUUUGGUUUAUUUUCUGUGUAAGUAAAGAAAAAGAAAGUUUUCUUUUUGUUUGUUAUUUUGUUUUUAUUCAUCUCCAAACCCUGCAAUGAAUCCUCCUCUUGGUACAUAAAGAACAUGAGGCCAUCUAAUUUUUUUUUUCUUGGAGCCUCCAACAAUCCCCACUUCUUGGUAUUUGUUUAGUCCUCUUCCACAAUGAACAAUAGAAUAUGGCAGAAGUGAUGGUGGGUCUCUGAUAAUAGCUCACAAAACACAUUGCAGCUUUUGUCGUGGCAUCUCUCUCUUUGGGAUCAUUCACUUUUAGGGAAGUCAGCUGCCAUCUCACAAGCAGCCCUAUGCAGAGGUCACAUGGCUAGGAGCUGAGGCCUCCUGCCACCAGCUGUUGGAGUGAGCCACUCUGGAAGUGGCUUCACAGUCCCGGUUGAGCUUUCAGAUGACUGCAGCCCCGGCCAUCAUCUUGACUGCAACCUCAUGAGACAGCCUAAGCCAGAACUACCUCUCAGUCUACUCCCAGAUUCCUGUUCCUCAGAAACCGUGUAAGAUGGUAUAUCUUCAUUUGGGGAUAAUUUGCCAUGCAGCAAAAAAUAACCAAUACCAAGCCUUGCUCCAGUAGCCGUCUGUCCCAAUUGCUUGUACACCCACUGCACAUCUGUCACCAGGAGCUUCCUUCCACCCUUAUCCCAGGAAUUCCUUGCACUUCAUUCCUGUGCCAAAUCCUCUGCUCUGCAGAUCCCACACAGCCCUCUAUCCUGGACCAGCCCUUGCUUUAGGCGUAUGCUCAUCUGGUGGUUCCCUGAGAGGGAGUGUGUGAGGGCUCCAAUGUUUGAAACCUUUCAUGUCAGAAACCAUCUCUUCUACCUUCCCACUUGGUUGAUAGUUGAGCCGGGUAUGAAGUUCUAGGGUGCAGUCAUCCCCCCUCUGUACCUGGAAGACUUUGUGCCAUCGUCAUCUUCUAGCUUUUGAUGUUGGCUGAGGACAAAUCUGAUGCCGUCUUCCCUCCCCAUCCCCAGAAUCCUAGGAAAGUAGCUGAUUUGAACUACCGGUAGGAGUUGUGUUUGUACAGCUCUUGUUUCUAAGGCAUGUGGACACCAUAGUUUUAGGUCUCAGCCUUGAGAUGAACUGGGCUGUCAUGUUUCAUAAUGGUGAGGUCCACUUCCUGUGGACUGUCCACCAUGUCACCUUGUGGGGCCUGCUGUGUCUUCUCAGCUGGGGGUAACCGCUGUCCUCAGUGCUGAAGCAGGUGCUGAAAGUGUCGGCCUGAGUUGCCCGAGCCCCAGAGAUGCUGGGAAGCCUUUCCUUCCACUUUACUUCUCUUCUACUUCCACCCUACUGCCCCUCAGCCCCAUCAGGUGGGACCCUGGACCUCCUGAGGGGGAGACACCAGGCCACCCUAGAGCUCACCCUCCCCUGGGCCCUGGCCCUAGGCCCAGGCUCUCUCUCCCAGUCCUUGCUCAUCAGCACUAGGUCUUUUUCCUCCCCAGAGGGCUCUUCAGCAGCUCAUGUGAGCAGACCCACACAGGCUCUGAAGAUGGGGUGAACCCUGAGGUAGGCAUUAGAGCCAAGACUCACUGUAUAUAGUCGAAUUCUCCAGGCUACAUGUGACAGAAAGCCAACUUAAGUCAACGUAAGCAAAAACGGGCUGCACACGCCUGGCUAGCAUAGGCCUGGUUCUCCCUUGCUCUCUUGUGUUGGUGCCAUUCUCAGGAGGCCUCUCUCCCCAGGUGGGCUAGAUGGCCACCUGCAACCCAGCCUACUUCCUCCCAGUUUAGCGAAGCAUAGCCCUCUUUCCCAGCGGUUCCAGUGAAUGUGUCAGGCCAACCAGCACUCAUGGGGUCUUGCUGGCAUGAGUCCUAUGCCCUGAGUGGAUCACUGUAGCCUGGGAGGACCUUGAGCCUAGCCCGGACCCAGGGAGGGGAGUCAGCUCCAGCCCACCUUAUGAGAGAAGUCUCCAUGGAAAAUAGGAGUACCGUUACCAGAGAAGGGUAUGCCUGGGUGGGGACACUGAGGUUAGGGGACCUUCCCAAGAAGGCACUGUGGCUCCAGGAUCUUUCACAGAUCUUAGUUCCCAAGGCCCUGGGCAGCGUCAUCUCUUCCCCACGGUGCUCCAUCUUGUCUCCGAUUGAUUCUUUUCCACUGCCAGCAGGGAACAGUGUGACUAAGGCUCCAUUAUCAACUUGCCAAUCUUGUUUCUAGGGCACAGACGCUGUCAGCUUAGGGGACCCAGUUGGCAUAUAACGAGGCCUCCAUGACAAAUGACUUAGGCAUCAAUUAACUAUCUGGGGAAAUGUCAGGCAAGACCUGUCAUGCUGGCAGGGAGGAAUAGCCAAUUAGCCCAGCAAGGUUUAUCCCAUCCAAGGUGAUUGCCUGCCUCAUCCUCCAGCAGGGCCGGAAACCAGGGGCCAGGGCCUCCAUCUCCCAAGAACAGGGGGCAGCCCCAGGCCCCAGGCCCCAGGCUCAUGAGCUCCCCACUGGCUCCUGCCCUGCAGCCUGUCUCUGUCCCUCAUCUGCUCCACAAUCACCUGCUGAUUCAGGCCGGAAGUGGUCACUGCUAACGCAGAGGCGACCAGCAGCCAUGGAAUGGGACAGUGCUGGGGAGGGACAGAUGUGUGGACCGGUGUGACUGGUGAGGUCUCUGUUGGAGCCAAGAUUGGUGGAGCACUCAGGGCAGCGAGGAGUAGCGAC
Loxodonta africana (African savanna elephant) is the source of this 14287-nucleotide messenger RNA. It is a transcript of the gene ENDOV, whose product is annotated as endonuclease V. Gene Ontology annotation, molecular function: RNA endonuclease activity producing 5'-phosphomonoesters, hydrolytic mechanism; single-stranded RNA binding. NCBI's taxonomy places the organism in Eukaryota, Metazoa, Chordata, Mammalia, Proboscidea, Elephantidae. Bases 72 to 1034 code for a protein of 320 amino acids. The record is from RefSeq and is a predicted model, not a curated record. Gene Ontology annotation, cellular component: cytoplasm; nucleolus. The transcript is spliced from 10 exons. Gene Ontology annotation, biological process: DNA repair.